AGCAACCAGUCGUAUAUUAUAAAAACAUUUUAUACAAAGGAUUCAACAAUGUGAAAAAUAAUCGCUACACCGACAGUCCAAAUAUAUGUAUAUAUGAACAUGGAGUGAUCAUCGACGGUAAAAAAAUUCCAAUGGAUAUUGGAAAUAAAAAUGUCGUUCCAAUUGUAACAUAUCAUAAAGUGGAUGGAUUCACGGUCAACGGAAGAAAAGUUCCAGCGGAUGCAAACGGAAACCCUUUAAAUCCACACAACAAAAUCGGUGGCUCCGACUCUAAAAGAAACAAAAACGACAAUGACGGGAAAAAAAUUCAGAGACAAGCUGAGGGAAAGUUUAGUAAUUUUGGAAAUCAAGGUGCAAGCUCGGUCGGUACCGGGUCAAGUCAAGGCCCGACAAAAGUUGUAACAUACUAUAAAAAUGAUGGACUCGUGGCCAACGGAAGAAAAGGUCCAGCAGAUGCAAACGGAAACCUUUUAAAUCCACAUAACAAAAUUGGUGGCUCCGACACUAAAAGAAAAAAAAACGACUAUGACGGGAAAAAAAUUCAGAGACAAGCUGAGGGAAAGUUUAGUAAUUUUGGAAAUCAAGGUGCAAGCUCGAUCGGUACCGGGUCAAGCCAAGGCCCAAAAAAAGAUAACUAUGGCAAAUCGCAGCAACCAGUCGUAUAUUAUAAAAACAUUUUAUACAAAGGAUUAAACAAUGUGCAUAAUAAUCGGUACACCGACAGUCCAAGUAUAUGUUUAUACGAACAUGGAGUGAUCAUCGACGGUAAAAAAAUUCCAAUGGAUAUUGGAAAUAAAAAUGUCGUUCCAGUUGUAACAUAUCAUAAAGUGGAUGGAUUCACGGUCAACGGAAGAAAAGUUCCAGCAGAUGCAAACGGAAACCCUAUAAAUCCACAGAACAAAAUCGGUGGCUCCGACUCUAAAAGAAAAAAAAACGACAACGACGGGAAAAAAAUUCAGAAACAAGCUGAGGGAAAGUUUAGUAAUUUUGGAAAUCAAGGGCACAGCUCGGUCGGUACCGGGUCAAGCCAAGGCCCAACGAAAGGAACUACCGGAUCGACAAGAACAGGCACUGUUGGAUAUCAAUUUAGAAAAGAAGAUUUUGGUAUUGCAUCCGACGAAGAAAAUUAUGUAAUAAGUGGAAGUAAUAUGUGUAAUGUAAACUGCGACAAUAGUAACACAAACAAUGUGAACUGUGGCUAUAAUUACUCAAACAAUGAAAACUGUGGCGAUAAUAGCGAUGAAGAUACUGAAUCUGAUACUGAGUAUGAUACUGAGUCUGAUAAUGAGUCUGAUGAUGAUCCCAACACAGCUAAUUAUACAACAGGAACUACUGGAUCAACAUAUACAGGCACUGUUGGCAGUAGGAAUUGGUUAAGGUGGUGGUGAAAUAAAUUGGAUUCCACAGACUUGAUUCCACACCCCCCAAGCAACUAAACAACAUCAUAACAUCAAUAUUUUAUUUUUAAAAACCACUAUAACCCAAAAUUAUUAAUCAGUUAAUCCAAUUUUCUUUUUGUUUGGAGACUCAGUUCAUCGAUAACCUCAUCUUGUAAAAUUUGUAUUAUAAAUUAUACAUAAUAUGUACCUACACAAUUUCAAAUACUAAAAAAUGUAAAUAAAUACAAAACAAUAUAUACAUUAAAAAAUAUCUAAAGCAGGCCUAUAUGCGAGCGAUACCCGUUUACGAAUAUUUAAAAACAGAUAUACUUAAAAGUAUCUGUACUGGAAAACUUCCCCACUAUUAUUAUUUUACCUGAUAUGUAAAUAUUAGUGCUCUUUGAUUGUUUAUUUUUUGAGAAAAACACUUGUAAUAAUAAUAAUAACAGUUAAAUGUAAUAA
Messenger RNA from Adelges cooleyi (spruce gall adelgid), 1841 nucleotides. RefSeq names its product probable serine/threonine-protein kinase clkA. The record is from RefSeq and is a predicted model, not a curated record. The coding region runs from base 132 to 1388 and encodes 418 amino acids. The transcript is spliced from 8 exons. Lineage: Eukaryota; Metazoa; Arthropoda; Insecta; Hemiptera; Adelgidae.